Molecule: messenger RNA, 1948 nt
Organism: Prosopis cineraria
Lineage: Eukaryota; Viridiplantae; Streptophyta; Magnoliopsida; Fabales; Fabaceae
Product: P34 probable thiol protease-like
Exons: 10
Coding region: 1-1872 (623 amino acids)
Cellular component (GO): lysosome
Molecular function (GO): cysteine-type endopeptidase activity
Source: RefSeq, a predicted model, not a curated record
AUGGAGCAUGGAAGAGUCUACCCAAACUCUGAAGAGAGUGAGAGAAGAUUCCGAAUAUUCCAAAAGAAUCUGAAGCAUAUCACAGAGACAAAUGCUAACAGAUCCAACUCAUCACCAUAUGGGAUUCGUUUGGGACUCAACAAGUUUGCUGAUAUGAGUCCUGAGGAGUUUAAGCUAGUGUACCUACGUCCACUGGAGAUUCCAACCACCAUCGCCCCGGCUACCUCGAGGUCGGACAAUCAAACGGAGUCGUGUGAAGCACCUGAUUCCAUGGAUUGGAGACAAAAGGAUGCUGUGACUCCUGCUAAAAACCAACUUAAAUGUGGAAGUUGCUGGGCAUUUGGAACCGUUGGAGCAAUUGAAUCAAUGCAUGCAAUCAAGAGAAAGGAACUCAUUUCACUUUCUGAACAAGAACUUGUACAUUGCGAUUCAAUGAGCCAAGGUUGUUCGGGUGGAUCUCCCAAGAGUGCCUAUGAAUGGGUUAUCAGAAAUGGUGGAUUAGUACGGAAGCUGAUUAUCCUUAUCAAGCUCAACAGGAUUAUUGCAGAGCCACCAUGUGGAACUGUGAAAAUUAAUGGCUAUGACACUGUAGCACAAUCGGAUGCUGCUCUCUUGCGUGCCACUGCUAAACAACCUAUUACUGUGGUUUUGUAUGCCACAGAUAUUCAAUUUUAUAAGGGUGGGAUAAUCGAUGUUGAUACUUGCCCCACACAAUCUCGUCCAAAUCAUGCUGUUUUGAUGGUUGGAUAUGAUUCAAAAGAGGGAACGGAUUAUUGGAUUGUGAAGAACUCGUGGGGAGAAGAUUGGGGAAUGGAAGGAUACUUCUUGAUCCGUAGGAAUACAGAUUUACCAUAUGGAGUAACAGGAAUCGCACUAUAUAUACCUCAUCGUUGGUCUCACUUCCAUGCAAGCUUAUUUGAAGUUUCAUCUCUCAGAUUCCCUCCUGACCAUUCUGCUUCUGCUCUUUCUUCAAAAGAAGAAGAACAGUUUAGAAUAUUCCAACAAUGGACUGAGGAGCAUGGAAAAAUCUAUCCAAACUCUGAAGAGAGUGAAAUUAGAUACCAGACAUUUCGAAACAAUCUGAAGUAUAUCACAGAGACGAACGCUAAGAGACCUGGGUAUCGUUUGGGACUCAACAAGUUUGCUGAUAUGAGUCCUGAGGAGUUUAAGAGAGUCUACUUACGUCAGUUGCCAACACCGACCACCACCGACCCGAAAACCACCGCUGCCACCACCGCGAGAACAAGUGCUGUGACUCCAGUUAAAAACCAAAAGGAAUGUGGAUGUUGCUGGGCAUUUGGAACCGUUGGAGCCAUUGAAUCAAUACAUGCAAUCAAGACUGGGGAACUUAUUUCCCUUUCUGAACAACAACUUUUAGAUUGCGAUACAGUGAGCCAAGGUUGUUCAGGUGGAUUUACCCGCACUGCCUUUGAAUAUGUUAUCAGAAAUGAUGGAAUUAGUGAAGAAAAUAGUUAUCCUUAUGAAGAUCAACAGGGCACUUGCAGAGCCAACAUGCAAAAUGGAGGCAGAGUCGUGAAAAUUAGUAGCUAUACGAAAGUACAACAAUCAGAUGAUGCUCUCUUGUGUGCCACUGCCCAGCAGCCUAUUACUGUGUCUAUGGAUGCAACAUAUCUUCAAUUUUAUAAGGAAGGAAUUUUUGAAGGAGAGAAUUGCGAGAUGGGUUCCACUUACACAAAUCAUGCAGUUUUGAUUGUUGGAUAUGGUUCGCAAGAUGGAAAAGAUUACUGGACUGUGAAGAACUCAUGGGGUCAAAAUUGGGGACAAAAUGGUUACUUCUUCAUCACCAGGAACACAAAUUCACCAACUGGAGUUUGUGCUAUCAAUACUAAUGCUUAUUUCCCCUCCAUAUAAACUUAUAGGCUAGUGCACUAGCUGGCAAACUUAUAGCUAGUCAAUUUCUCGUUUCUUAUUGUUAUGAUGAACUCAA